Molecule: messenger RNA, 6735 nt
Organism: Gaeumannomyces tritici R3-111a-1
Lineage: Eukaryota; Fungi; Ascomycota; Sordariomycetes; Magnaporthales; Magnaporthaceae
Exons: 4
Coding region: 448-5064 (1538 amino acids)
Biological process (GO): chromatin remodeling
Cellular component (GO): nucleus
Molecular function (GO): histone H3K9 demethylase activity; histone H3K36 demethylase activity
Source: RefSeq, a predicted model, not a curated record
CACACACCAAGGCGACGCACAUACCACCACCACCGCAGUUGACCUUUCCCAGCAAGCAAAGCUGCCACCACGGGCAGGCACCACUGAGCAGCACAGGCCAGCCCAUUCAUCAAUCGCAUCACUGCAUUGCACAGGGCUGCCUCUGUGACAAACCACACCACACCAAACCCUCCCCGAGCUUACCUGCGCUUGUCAAACCCAAAUCGACGCCCCGACAGAGCUGCCUGCGUUGCUCUCGAGCAGCCAGCGCUUGCCUCUGCCCAGCCCAGCCUUCCCUUCCUGCGUGAUUUUCGCGCCCGAGCCAGUUGAGACGCCGACCAAAAUAACAGCCUCGCCCACCACCGUCGGCCUGGAGGGAGUCGCGCCGCCCAUCCAAAUCCCGGCCCCCCUGCGUCGGGCAUUGGUCGCCUGUGAGCACCCCGAACUACCACCUUGCUCGCCGCGAUCAUGUCCAGCGAAGACGCCGACCACGUCCCGUCGGCCGACACAAUCGCCGUCGUCGCCCCGGCCGCUGCGAAGCCCACCGGCCUCCACUCGCCGCCCGACAGCAACAAUGCCAUGAAGCUCGACGGCAGCGACUCGGAGCUCAGCGACCUCGAUGACACCCUUGCCGACCUCCAGCCAGACGAUGCACCUAUCCCCCCACCCCAUGCGCCCGAGGCUGAUGCCCCGGCUGAGCCUCAGCCCAACCCUGAAGACGAUGACAUCGGCCCAGUCCUCCCGGCCGAAUGGUCCGGCACCGUUCCUGUCUUCCGUCCGACCAUGGUACAGUUCCGGGACUUUAAGCGCUUUAUGGCAGAAGUCGAUUCCUAUGGCAUGAAGUCUGGAAUUAUCAAGAUCAUCCCCCCUCAGGAGUGGAAAGAUUCGCUGCCCCCGAUUGAUGAUCUUGUUAAGACUAUUCGAGUGCGAGAACCCAUCAAACAAGACAUCAUGGGAUCCAAUGGGACCUACCGUCAAGUCAACAUUCUGCACCAGCGUUCCUACAACCUUCCCCAAUGGAGACAGCUCUGUGACCAGAGUGAGCACCAGCCUCCUGCGCGCAGGGGUGAGCGUCGUGCAAACGCCGAUAAGCCCAAGCCCAAGCCCAAGCCCAAGACUAAGUCCGCGACGGCGGCGACGACGACGACGUCGACGUCUUCCGCGCAGCCUACCCGCGGCCGCAGGGCCGGCCGCCGGGGUCGCGGUCGAGGGAGGAGCGUUGCUAGCUCCAGGAACGAGUCCACCGCCGAGCCGGAGCCGCGGCCAAUGACGCCCGAGUCCCCCAAUGCCGAGGAGGACUCAGUUGCCGAUACCAUCGAGACCGAGCCGGGAAUUAAGAUUGAGGAGGAUGAGGACGAUGAGGUCUUGUCCAAUGUGCCUCGCCGCAUGGGAGGCGUCAGACAGGCCAAGCCCCAGAUCCAAUCCACUUCGGCCCGUCGCAAGUACGUCAGGCGCGAGGGCUCGGCCGUCAUUGACGAGGCCGCAUUCAAAGACUGGGACUACCACAUGGACAUUUCGGACUACACGCCGGAGCGUUGCGAGGAACUGGAGCGCACGUAUUGGAAGACUCUCACCUUUGCGCAGCCGCUCUACGGUGCUGAUCUGCCUGGUACACUGUUCCACGAAUCGACCGAUCUUUGGAACCUCAACAAGCUGCCGAACCUGCUGGAUAUCCUUGGGACAAAGGUUCCUGGAGUCAACACUGCCUACCUCUACUUGGGCAUGUGGAAGGCCACGUUCGCCUGGCACCUGGAGGACGUUGACCUCUACAGCAUCAACUACCUCCACUUCGGCGCCCCGAAGCAGUGGUACAGCAUCUCCCAAGGCGAUGCGCGCCGGUUCGAGGCGGCGAUGAGGAGCAUCUGGCCUACCGAUGCCAAGGCCUGCGACCAAUUUCUGCGCCACAAGGCCUUCUUGAUCUCCCCUGCUCACCUGCAGCAGCACUACAACAUCAAGGUGAACAAGUGCGUCUCCUACCCUGGCGAGUUCGUGGUCACGUAUCCAUACGGGUACCACUCGGGCUACAAUCUCGGCUACAACUGCGCAGAGGCUGUCAAUUUUGCCUUGGACACCUGGCUUCCAAUGGGAAAGAUCGCCAAGAAGUGCGAAUGCGCGCAGGCCCAGGACAGCGUCUGGGUUGACGUGUACGAGAUUGAGCGGAAGCUCCGCGGAGAGAGCACCGAGUACGAGGAGACGGAGGACGAGUAUGACGAUGACGACGAAGAUGAAGACAACGAUGUGGCCAUGGCCGGCCUGCCCACUCCUCCUUCGGGUAUUGUUGUACGGGUCAGGGCCCCGGGCCGCAAAAGGAAGCGAACCGGUGAUGACAUCGAGGGCCGGCCCAAGGUCAAGAAGAUUCGGCUCCGCAUCAAGUCGCAUGUGGAACCCCCGUGCUGUCUGUGCCCGAACAACAUCCCGGGCUCCGAGAUUCUGCCGACGGACGAUGGACGCAAAGCCCACCGUCUUUGUGCGCUUUAUCUUCCCGAACCGUACAUCGAGACUGUGGAUGGCCAGGACACGGUGGCCAACGUGGCCAACAUCAGCAAGGCGCGCCUGGAACUCAAGUGCUUGUACUGCCGCUCCAAGAGGGGCGCGUGCUUCCAGUGCUCUCAGAAGAAGUGCCCGAGGUCGUACCACGGCACGUGCGCCGCGGCAGCCGGCGUCUUUGUCGAGGAGGCUGAGGUGCCCAUUUUUGGUGAGGAUGGUACUGAAUACAAGGAGCAGGCCUUCGAGUUCAGCUGUCGAUUUCACCGCGUCAAGCGAGACAAGAAGCUGGACGGAUACGCGCUCGAGAGCAACGCGCGCGUCCGAGAGAGCGCGGCGGCCCUUGAGAAGGGCGCGAUAUGCCAAGUUCAAUACUACCGUGGGGAUAUUUUCGCCGGAGUAGUGGUCGAAAACAGACACGACGAAGAGACACUACUUCUGGACAUCGUUCCACACGGGUACGACAACUCGACUCACGGCAAUAGAAAGAGCAGAGGACUAACUCAGGAUAGCGACCGAGUCGAGGUGGGGUGGAAGUGGCUGUUGCUGCCCGACCCGUCCGAGUUCAGGCUGCCCAAGGCAUCGCGCAAUGCCCUGCCGAUGCCGACGUCCACAAAAGCCAAGGCCGAGAUCCACGCCACGCGCCGCAUGGGCGAGGAGCGUCCGCGCGCCGAUGACGUCUUCAUCGACGGCUUCAAGUGGGCCGAGUUCCACACGUGCGAGAAGGACGUGUGCAAGAACCCCGAGCAGGUUGCGGUUGACUUGGGCAAGGAGAUGCAUGUCUGGCACUACUUGGGCAUGGCUUCGACAGACCUGCGCGCCCAGUACACUGAGGACCCGGUGUUGCCUCGGCACAACCCCAAAAGCAACUUCCUCGAUACGAUCCCUCGGCCCCCUCCCGCGCGGCGUCCGUCUGUCCCGUCGUCAUCGGCUGAGCCGCGUAGGUCAUAUACCCCGAUCCCGCUGCCCAAACUACCGCCCGGCGCUCUCAAGACGGAGAAGCCGUAUGUGUACAAGCCGCGCAAGUCGGCCUAUGAUACCUCUUCCUUUGCCCCUCAGUCGUUUGUACCCAAGGGGGCUAUGCCUCCUCCCACUCUUCCUGCUUCCCAGCCUUCCGCUAUCCCGACAGCCGAUUCACGGUUCAAAACCUCAUCUGCACCCGCCCCCAGCCCUGCCCCGGUCGCCGCCGUCACGCCCUCGCCCAUCACGCCCAUCGCCACCCCUUCGUCUUCCCAGAAGCCCUCACUCUCACUCCUCACCUCUUCAUCUUCAGCUUCUGCAAUCUCACCUCCCAGCCAAACUCCACCGACGGCUCGCCCGGCUGUUGGAGCCCCCCUUGGCCCGCCCCCUCCAAGGACAUGGAGCAAGCCAAGUGCCGGCGUCAUCCAGAGACGGAAUUCUCUGCCUGCGUCCUCUCACAGCAGUGUUGCAAAGACUAUCGGAGUGAACAGUCAGCCCGCUCCCCGGCAGUCCAAAGUGCCACUUCCCCCGUACGUGCAGCAGCAACAGCAAAAGAUGCAACUUCAGCAACAGUUGCCGCAACAAACGUCGCAGAAGCAGACAUCACAGCAAGCCUCGCAAGCCCCAGGCGUCUCCCACAAGUACCCCUACUUCCAGGUCCAGAAUAACAGGGAUUCGUCCAAGUACCGCACCCCUUACGCCACCUGGGGCGGUUUUACGAAUGGCUACGAAGGCAGCCUGCGGUCGCAGCUGAUGAUGUCGACCUCCAAGGCGCGAGCUAGCGUCCAUCGACGCGGUAACAGUUUCACGCUUGGGGGUGGCCUCAUGGGGUUGAGCAAGCCCGCGCGUCACCUGAACUACAGCGACGGCGGCGUCGAGGACGAGCUCUCUCCUAACACCACGUUUAGGUUCCCGAAUCCCCAGCCUGAUUCGGUGCUGCAGUCGCCCUCGUCGUUGUCUCUUGAUCUCUCAGCAACGUCCCCCAUGCUGCCGGAGGCAUCACCGCCGCCGCCCUCGUACUUCCCCGAGUCAUCCCUUGGCCUGAUGGACCCGUGGGAGGCCGUGUCUCCCACGACAGCACCCAUGCACAUGCGACCCCAGUUCAGCCCUGUGUGGCAGCCCUUCAUCGGCCCUCUGGGCCCGCUGGAGUCGAUGAACAUGUUUGGCCCCUUGCCUCUGGGCUCCAUUGGCCCGAUGGGCCCGCUUGGCGCCAUUGGCCCGAUGGGUCCCGCAUCGCAAGUCGGACCGUUUGGCGGCCCGGCCGAUGUUGUAUUCACGACACCAGGUCUCACGAUGAACCCGACGACGCCUCCCCCGAUGAGCCCUCUGACGCACCACGUGCCGUCGACGCCCCCCGCAUCCCGCGGUUCCAUAUCCCACCACAUGCCCGGGACGCCCUCGGUGCCUGGCUCGCCGGCGUCAAACGCUACAUCGCAUCACCAGUCCCCAGAGGAGCAGCUUAAGCAGCAACUUCGUAGGAUUUCAGAUCCGCCGCAGUCACCGUAUCGGUUCAAGUGCUUGAGCCAACCGAGGUCGCGACAUAGAAGUCGCAGCUCUCUCAGCGGUUUCAGUCAGCUCCAGGGUCAGAUUCUGAACCUGUACCCAUCGGUGCCAAACACCAAUGUUCCCAGCAACACCUGAGACCGACCUUGCAGUCGUCAAGCCCAGCACCCACGCACACUUCCGGGACUGCUAGGCUGGGCAACGAGGCAGUUGACCUCACGACAUGGACGGCCACACUCAGGCAGUUCCUGCCAUGGCGGCCUCGACCCCGAGGCUCCCAACAAGCCAUGUCGCGCAGUAGUUGAGAGUUUAGUCACGAUCAAGACUUGAGGCUUCGACAGAACAGACGAAACGAGUGAUGACGAACGUUUUAAAGCGGAUUGGAAUGCCCAAAAGGAAUGAGAAAGACCCGAAAGGGAAUAGGAAAAGGAAUGGGAAAGACGCCGCCAUUUUCCCAACCCGCAACUUUUAAAGCGUCACGCCCGUUAACAGCCUGAUUUUCUGCAAAAAAAAAAAGCCACGCGAAACAAGACUUGCCCACGAGGCUAACGACGUUUUAUGUCUUUUCUUUUUACCAGAGGGGACGAGGAGCAGGAGGAGUUGGUGGACGGGUGAAGAGGAUGUUCCGCCAUGCUCUUUUUUGCAGCGAUGGUGGGCAGGGGAGAGGAGACGCGGGCCUCGAUGGCUUGCGAGGCACGGUGGAGGAGCCGCAUUUCUCGUUUAUUAUUUCCAAAUUCUCUUCUCACAUGUUCAACACUUUUGUACUCGGGGCUUCGGCUUUAGAUAUAUAUGGCAUUCUUGCCAUACUGAUGGAUGGAGGGAUGAACAGCACACGGGAGAAGGAUCGUCGGGCGCCACUCUUGCAUUUUGCGAGACAGGUCCCGCGUUCUUUUUUGUCCUUCUUUCUCUCGUUGGGUUGCAUGGUCUCCAACCUCGGCCACAUUUCCCCUAUUUUCCCCCCCUCUUCCCACUCUGCUCCAUGUUUCCCCUUUUAUUUUUAUUUUUUAUCUUCGUCUGAUUUCUGUUCAGGGGUAAAUGCAGUCCCUUCUCUUCGGACCGAGUCAGGCUUCGCGGAGCACACGAACAAAGAAGCCAAGGGCUAAAUUGCUCGCAGCAUUGUGGCCCCUCGUCACCCGUUGAAGCCCGGCCGACAUACGUCUGCAUCUGGCAAUGAGCGUAUCGGCGAGACGGUAGUCGCUCACGCCAACGAGUAGGGAUUUGAGGAGGUGGAAUGGACUCCAAGGUGGCGCAUCGGGCUACACAAAAGCAACCGGAGACAAACAAAAAACUACAACACACUUUUUUUCCCCCAAAAUAACCAUGGAUCGGCGCGCUCGGAGCUGGGCUUUGUUUUCUUAUUCCUGUUCUUAUUCUUUCAAGCCUCCUAGUUGACGGCUAAACGAUGGAGGAGGUGAAGGACUGGCGAAGGGAGAUACCGAGAGCCGGAUAGAUCUAGAAGAGCAGGCAAAACCGGUUGAGGAUAAGAUCGGUGCUGGUGCGGUGUUUUGGGGGCUGGUGUUGAGCCUUGCUUGUGGGGUUUGUCCUUGUCUUCCCUUCUCCUCCCCCCUCUGCACCCCAAGUCUCACCUGAGCCCGGGUGUUACCUCUCCCUCGCUGCCUUCCUCCAACGCACCCUUGUUUUACUUCAUCUCUUGACUGGCAUUUUCUCUUCGGCUUCCGAACCCGCGCGGGCAAGUGGAAGCAGAGUGCCCAGCGGGUUCCUUCUUUUGAUCAUUUUAUAUACCCCCAUCUGUUCUUUUUUUUUUGUUAUUCCGACGGAUGACAUGGAGAGAGCGAGCCCCUUUUGCGG